CAUCUUACCAUAUAUUCUUUCAUUUCAUCGUCCAUAAUCUCUCUCCAACAUCCCUAACCAUGGCCAUCACACCACCAUUCUCAAGCUCCUUGCAUGUGUUCCUCUUAUGGAUCUUGCUUCUUUCUUCAGGACAUAUAUUAUCAGACUGUGCAAGGGUUUUCACCAUCAUAAACGACUGCGACGAGACAAUCUGGCCAGCGAUCACACCUGGUGACAGCUUUGGCGGUGGAGGAUACGCCUUACGAGCCAAAGAAUCGAAGGUGCACACCGCACCAGUCGGUUGGUCAGGCCGGAUAUGGGGUCGAACCAAGUGCAACUUCGACAGCAACGGUAACGGUACAUGCCUAACCGGCAGAUGCGGCUCGUCCCUUCAGUGUUCAGCCUCCGGCGCUACCCCAUCAACCCUAGCCGAGUUUACUCUCACAACACAGGAUUGGUACGAUGUUAGUCUUGUUGAUGGCUUUAACUUACCGAUGUCGGUUAGACCGGUUAACGGUAAGGGAAACUGUAGCAUUGCGGGUUGCGUCGGUGACUUACGACAGAAUUGUCCGCCGGAACUUUCGAUUAAGGCUGGUGGUAAGGUGGUGGCUUGUCGGAGUGCUUGUGAUGUGUUCAAUACCGAUGAGUAUUGUUGUCGGGGUGUUUAUGGGAAUCCUGUAACGUGCCAACCAACGUAUUACUCGAAGAAGUUUAAGUCUGCAUGCCCCACCUCGUAUAGUUAUGCUUAUGAUGAUCCAACAAGUAUUUUUACUUGUUCAGGGGCUGAUUACACUAUCACCUUUUGUGCAUCCAAGAACCGUCCUCAAUGCUCAUAUCACAACAAUAAGUUGGGUUGCAGCGGAUCUACUAUAGGGUUCUCGAAGAAUUCGGUGCUGGCUUUAAUGCUUCUCUUUUUGCCGUUGUUGUAAAUAAGUCAAGUGCACUUGCUCUAUUCUCGUGAAAGCAACUUUUGCGAUUGCUUUUUAUAUCUUGUUUUAUCUACAUUUUUAAGUUAAUAUAUUUGUUGACUAUCUAUAUAUAAAGAAACUGUGUAAAGCAUGUUCUAUAA
Helianthus annuus (common sunflower) is the source of this 1048-nucleotide messenger RNA. RefSeq names its product pathogenesis-related thaumatin-like protein 3.5. Bases 60 to 908 code for a protein of 282 amino acids. Gene Ontology annotation, cellular component: extracellular region. The record is from RefSeq and is a predicted model, not a curated record. Gene Ontology annotation, biological process: defense response. NCBI's taxonomy places the organism in Eukaryota, Viridiplantae, Streptophyta, Magnoliopsida, Asterales, Asteraceae. The transcript is spliced from 3 exons.